AACCUGUCAGAACAUGAGCACAGCUGGAGGCCAGACAAACAAACUCAGCAGCUGAAUCAAACACUGGUGAGAACGACCCAGGAUAUUUGUUGAGUUUUAGCAAGGAAGCACAGGACGCAGCACAGCAGUGAGUUUCAGCAGUGGAGGGAAGCUUCCCGAAAAGCUGUACUGACAAUUCAGUAGCAAUACUUGUACAAGUAAAAAGUAGCGAUCCAAGACAGAUCUUCGAUGGACAGACGUACCAAGGCAGUUCAGAGAAAUCAGUGAAAGCUACAGUCAAGCUUUUGGACUGAGAGGAAGCCAGAGUUCCCAGAGGACAAACAGAAAAUGCAACCUUUGUUUUCAUGUAAUCAGCUGCCAUCCUGCAGUUCAAUCAAUCAGUGAAUUUAUAAAGACAAAAGUUAAAAAAAAGGAUUUAUAUUUUUUCACAAUUCAAGAAUAAUUUCUAGGCUGUAAUUUUUCAUUACAGAGUUUCUUUCAAUAUUAUGCUGAGUGAAGAAGUCGUGAACCAGACCUGAUAUUUAACAGAGACGGUUCCCUCUCAGUUGUUUGGGAACAGUUUGCAUCUGCUGCUUUUUGUGUUUGUGUUCUACAACCUUUGUUGGGACGAUGUUCACAUUGUUCUGUUGAAGUCCUUGCAAAGUUGCAGCGUGUUGAAAUACUUAUUUUCUUCAGUGUGUGUUGUUGAUUGAAGUCAGUGAUAGUCAAACCAGACCAUUCUACUUGUACAAUAGUAAAUACAUUAAAAUGUCCUCUAGAGUUUCAUCCUGUUCCACUGAACCAGUGGAACAGGAUGAAUAUUUUUGUCUUUAGGAACCGUUCAGGCCUGAAGCUGGAGCCUCAGCUUACUGCUUAUUAAAGGAGAGAAGAACCUUCAGCUCUCACUGAAAUGGUGCUGGAAAAUUCAUUGUUUAUGCCUCCAUAAUUAUAAAGAUAAUAAAGCACAUAAGAAAAAUGUUGGUGAAGAUUCUCAGUGAUCCUGAACAUUAUAAUUUUGAGAUUUGUGUAUGAAGGAAACUGAACUUCUCUUGUUAACUUGGAGACGUUUCCCUUCUCAUCCAAAAGACUUCUUCAGUUCUGAAAUUCAGGUUGGGAGAAUCAAAUUUAUAGGAUGUAAUCAGGAAUGAUCACUGAUGGAGGAAUAUCUAAUAUCUAUUGUUGUCCCCAAUGAGAACCUAAGCCUUCAGGGUUAUUAGACUGGCCAGGGUCUCGUGACCUUGAUGGUCUCAUUAGUAUCUAGGAAAAAAUACCAACUUAUACUGAUAAUGAAAUGAAACAGAUUUGAUUUUAUUUUCAUUUUAUCCAUUAGUCUUUGAGGCCUGAGGUGUCAGCCAUGUUUAAUUUUGCCCUUAACUCAUUCUGCAUUUCAUUGUUAUGAAUUAUACUUUAUUACUUGGUGGCACGUAUGAAACGCGUGGAAACAAACCCAAGUGCCUGAACGAAUGACUACCUCAUCUCAUGCGCAGAACAAGAACUACGGCAUCUCUAAAAGCCCAAUAUUACUGUGUGGACAGUCAAUAUUCGACAGUUAAGCUAAAUGAAAGAUAAAUACUUCAUAGUACAAACCACGUAGUGAAAAUAGCAUUAUAAAUCAUUUGAUAAUUAUAUAUUAUUUUUCCAUAAUGACAGGUGAAGCUCUGCCUCCCCUGACCUCACCUCACUGCAUGUGAUUGGCUGAUUUGAUAUUUGUGUUAAUGAGCAGCUGGACAGGUGUACCUAAUAAAGUGGCCAGUGAGUGUAUACUGAAUACAGAAUACAGAACCUAAACCUAAAAAAUCUGAAAAUAUAGAAAUAGAUUAAAGGUGUGAAAAAAGAAUUUCAGAUGUCUGAAUCUCAUAAAACUCUACAGUGAGAGCAUGUUUAUGCUAUAGCAUGUCUAGUAUAGAAAAUGCUUGGAUGGAUAUCUAUUCCUCAACCUUCCACACAUUCAGCAUAUUUUAAUUAUAUUAUCUCUGACCGCAUGCAAGGCAGUGAAAAUCUUUAAUUUUCACAGAAUUAAUAACAUUCUGCAAUAAAAAGUCGUGUUUAGUCUGUAUAAACUGCUGUCCAGCCUUAUUUUCUUGUAUCACAAACAGAUUUUGUUUCACUGUGUUUUAUGCUUUUGUUCAGAGUGAAGAUGAAGAAAGAAGACAUCUUGAACACUUUGGAAGAAUUAAGUCAGGAAGAGUUUGAUAAAUUCAGGUGGUUCCUGCAACAACCUGAGACUCUUCCUGAACACAGAGCAAUCAAGAAAAAACACCUGACCCUCGACAUUGUGGACUUGAUGAUGCAGACUUACACACUUGAUCGAUGCAGGGAGAUGUUCUUCACGGUUUUAAAGAAAAUUUUAAAAAAUGACCUGCGGAACAGAUUGUUAAAAGAUUGGAUGGGGGAGACGGAGGCUGAAGUUCAGGAGAUGAUCCAGGAGAGACGACUGAAGAUCCAGGAGAUCAGAGAGUCGGUGAAGAUCAGUAAAGAUGCUGCAGACAGAGAGAAAGCAGAAGGUGUUCAGGUCUUCACAGCUCUGAUAGAGUCUGCUGAGAGAGGCCUGAAGGAGCUCCUCAAGGAGAUCCAAGACAAACAGGAAACUACAGAGAAAGAGGCUGAAGACUUCAUCAGAGAUCUGGAACAGGAGAUCUCUGAGCUGAAGAAGAGGAGCUCUGAGGUCAAGCAGCUCUCACAGGAUGAAGAUCACCUCCACCUCCUCCAAAGAUUCUCCUCCCUGAAAGAUGCUCCACCCACCAAGACCUGGACAGAGGUCAGAGUUCAUCCACCAUUAUAUGAGGAGACUGUGGUGAGAGCUCUGGCUCUGUUUGAGCAGAAUAAGGAGAAGAUAUUGGAGAUGAAGAGGAUCCAGCAGUUUGCAGUGGAUGUGACUCUGGAUCCUGAUACGGCUCAUCCUAACCUCAUCCUGUCUGAUGAUGGAAAACAAGUGAAACAUGGAGAUGUGAAGAAGAAACUUCUAGACAAUCCAGAGAGAUUUUCUCUGUUUCCUAAUGUUUUAGGACAGCAGAGUUUCUCUUCAGGCAGAUUUUACUUUGAGGUUCAAGUUAAAGGAAAAACUAAAUGGACUUUAGGAGUGGCCAGAGAAUCUGUUGACAGGAAGGGAGACACCAUUCUCAGGCCUCAGAACGGUUUCUGGGCUGUUGGGUUGAGAAAUGGAUAUGAGUACUUAGCUUUUGUUGGAUCUCUAAUCCGUCUCCAUCUCCAUCCUGGUCCUCAGAAGGUGGGGGUGUUUGUGGAUUAUGAGGAGGGUCUGGUCUCCUUCUAUGAUGUAGAUGCUGCAGCUCUGAUCUACUCCUUUACUGGCUGCUGCUUCAAGGAAAAACUCUACCCAUACUUUGGUCCUGGCCUUAAUGAUGGAGGUAAAAACUCUGCUCCUCUGAUCAUCUGUCCUGUUGACCAGGCGGGUUGUUGAUCUGAUGAAUCUCCAUGAAGAAUCAAUCUGAGACUCUGCAGUAAAAUCCUAAUAUGAUCACCUGAUUAGCUCAGCUUUAAAUUAAGCUCCUCUCAUAUCCUCAGAUCUUACAUCCAUCUAGAACUUCCUUUAUAUAUUAUUUAUAAAAGUACUUAUGAUCAGAGAGAAAACAUAAAA
Messenger RNA from Xiphophorus couchianus (Monterrey platyfish), 3574 nucleotides. Its product is annotated as E3 ubiquitin-protein ligase TRIM21-like. The record is from RefSeq and is a predicted model, not a curated record. Gene Ontology annotation, molecular function: protein binding. NCBI's taxonomy places the organism in Eukaryota, Metazoa, Chordata, Actinopteri, Cyprinodontiformes, Poeciliidae.